AUGUGGUCAGACUGGAAGUCUGAUUUCCUGCUGGUACAGUGGGUAACAGGGAUGGCCAAUGAUCACCGGCUGUUUGUGACGGUCAGCUCACCGCAGGGAGUUCUCAUGGCUUCAAAGAACGAAGCCGUCGGUCAAAUGAACUUCCAGACUGAGGUGACAGGUUUUUACCGGAUGUGUUUUGGGAACCACAACAACCAGUUUGGAAGCAUCAGGGUCUUUCUGAACUUUGGCGUCAUCUACGAAGGCUUUGAGGAGUCAAAGAGGGAGCUGGAGGAGGGAGAGAGAGUCCUCAACAGCACUUUGGCCGGUAUUGAGGAGAGCGUACAGAGGCUCCAGAAUCAGAUCUUCCACAUGUGGCGUCAUUACAACUUCGCCCGCAUGAGGAAAGGGAAGGAUCAGUACCUCCUCCUGUCCAACCUCAACUACGUCACCUGGUGGUCGGCGAGCCAAAGCUUGGUCAUCCUCCUGUCUGGAUACCUGCAGCUCCUCGUCCUCAAAAGACUCUUCCACACAGACUCCAGCAGGCCGCGAUGCUGA
Messenger RNA from Micropterus dolomieu (smallmouth bass), 537 nucleotides. RefSeq names its product transmembrane emp24 domain-containing protein 6-like. The record is from RefSeq and is a predicted model, not a curated record. Gene Ontology annotation, biological process: intracellular protein transport; Golgi organization; endoplasmic reticulum to Golgi vesicle-mediated transport. Gene Ontology annotation, cellular component: endoplasmic reticulum-Golgi intermediate compartment; endoplasmic reticulum; Golgi apparatus. Bases 1 to 537 code for a protein of 178 amino acids. NCBI's taxonomy places the organism in Eukaryota, Metazoa, Chordata, Actinopteri, Centrarchiformes, Centrarchidae. The transcript is spliced from 4 exons.